Naegleria gruberi is the source of this 1365-nucleotide messenger RNA. RefSeq lists its product as uncharacterized. Gene Ontology annotation, biological process: positive regulation of ERAD pathway. The record is from RefSeq and is a predicted model, not a curated record. Bases 1 to 1314 code for a protein of 437 amino acids. Gene Ontology annotation, molecular function: ubiquitin protein ligase activity. The transcript has a single exon. NCBI's taxonomy places the organism in Eukaryota, Heterolobosea, Eutetramitea, Acrasida, Naegleriidae.
AUGAGUAGUCAUCAUGAUGAGGCUAACAAUCACGAAUUGCAGGAAAAUCGUUCGGUGAAUGGAGCACUUGGUGAUGAUAUGACUCACCAUCACGAUCCUGUUUUAUCUUCUUCAACAGAUGGUGGUGAUGAGCAUCAUUCUUCAUUAUUAGGAAACGAUUCUUUAAAUAAUCGAGUUGUGGAUGAUGACAAUCCUGUACAGCCGAAUGUGUUGACCACUAAUAAUAAUAAUCAGAAUUUAAAUGUUUCUAGAAAUGAUUUUUUAAUGCAGAGUUUGGGUGGACAAAAUUUGUCAAGUUUAUUAGCACAAUUUCAAAACAAUCAAACCAAUCAAAAUAAUAGUAAUAAUCAAGGAGGAGAUGCAACUCAAAAUAACAAUACAAAUACUCAACCAACUACUGGAAGAAGACUGGAGAUCAAUUUUAGAGAUUUGGCAUUUUUCGCGUUUAGAAUUCUGCCACUGGUUGUGUUACCACUUGCCUUGUUAAUGUAUUGGCACUAUACUGGCGUGUUGAUCUCAAUUUGGGUUAUUAUUACAACCAUUAGCUCAGAUGUCAAACUCAAGGAACAAGUGAGCUUGAAAACUGCAAGAAAAAUUUUCAUUCUUUUAUUGAAUGGCUUUAUUCUUGCAGUAUCAAUUGGAGUGAUGUUUUUAUUCUUCUCUCAAUAUCAAAUUUGGAAUUUUAUGGCAUAUUCAACAACUAUUAUUGAUGAAAAGGACGUUUUAGUUACCUUUCUUGAUUGUUUAUUCUUUGUUUUUGUUGUAGAUACUAUUGUAAAAUUUACUGGCAUGCUUUUAAAGCAUUUAAUAGUGGUGAUAUUACCUUCAUUUGUAAAGCCAAUUCAAGUUGGAAGAAUUUUGGCCAUAGUAGAGGUAUUCACACAAUUGUAUAGAAUUUCCCUUCCUCCUAAUAUUUGGGUUAGAUAUUUAUUAGGCUCAUAUAAUCAAAUAUUUGCAAUCAUUGUUCUUGUAAUUUAUGGAAUAUUCAAGGUUGGAGGAGCCAUCUCAUUGGUGUUUGACUUGAUCAUUACUUGUAAGAAUCUCUUUUCACCUACCUGCCCAUUUGGAAGGCCAGUUUCAGCUUCUGAAUUGACCGAGUUGGGCGAAGCUGAAUGUAGUAUUUGUUUGCAGCCAUUUAAUAGACCUGUUAAAUUGGGUUGUAACCACAUUUACUGUGAACAAUGCAUCACUGAAUGGGCUAGCUCUGGAAAUCAGACUGCUACUCAAUGUCCUGUAUGCAGAACAGCAAUCAGUGGUGUGCCUUCCUCUUCAAAAUUUGAAAAAGGUGGAACUGCUCUUUUUUGUGUAAUGUAAUAAUUAUUUAUUCUUUGUGUAUAAUUGAAUAAAUUCUGAAAUAGCUUCUGU